Morus notabilis is the source of this 2271-nucleotide messenger RNA. RefSeq names its product aspartate--tRNA ligase, chloroplastic/mitochondrial. NCBI's taxonomy places the organism in Eukaryota, Viridiplantae, Streptophyta, Magnoliopsida, Rosales, Moraceae. Gene Ontology annotation, molecular function: aspartate-tRNA ligase activity; nucleic acid binding; ATP binding. Gene Ontology annotation, biological process: aspartyl-tRNA aminoacylation. The record is from RefSeq and is a predicted model, not a curated record. The transcript has 15 exons. Bases 63 to 2078 code for a protein of 671 amino acids. Gene Ontology annotation, cellular component: cytoplasm.
CGCACAGAAAGCCUCUCUCUCUCUCUCUCUCUCUCUCUCUCUAUCUCUCUUCCGUACACGCCAUGUCCGUCUUUCUCAAAGCUUACCCUCUCAUACCCCUUCGCGCCAAACCUCCAUUCACUCUCUUCUCCUCCGCCAUUCUCAGACCUUUGUUACUCCCCAAAGUUCUUUCCCAAAACAGAAGUCUUUUUGCUUCCGCUUCCUCCAUUUCACCUUCCAAUAACUCUUCUCCUCCUCCUAACGAAACCCUAAUUCAGCCCCCAAAGCCCCCGCUUUCUCACAAGGAAACGCUCGAUUGGGUCAAGCCAACGGGAUUUUGCGGCGAACUCUCCGUCGACGACGUCGGAAAACAGGUCCGGCUCUGCGGCUGGGUCGCGCUCCACCGAAUACAUGGCGGCCUCACCUUUUUCAAUCUCAGAGAUCACUCUGGUGUCGUCCAGGUUACUACGCUUCCUGAUGAUUUUCCCAAUGCGCAUUCGACGAUUAACGAUUUGAGGCUCGAAUAUGUGGUUUCCGUGGAAGGUCGUGUUAGGCAACGUCCGAACGAGUCGAUCAAUAAGAAAAUGAAGACUGGUUACAUAGAGGUUGCAGCAGAGCAUGUUCAAGUACUAAACACUGUGAAAUCAAAGUUGCCUUUCUUGAUUACUACUGCGGAUGACGCAAAAGAGUCUGCCAAGGAGGAAAUCCGCUUAAGAUAUCGAUGCCUUGAUCUACGUCGACAACAAAUGAAGUUCAACAUAAUACUGCGUCACAAUGUCGUGAAACUUAUUCGAAGAUACCUUGAGGAUGUGCAUGGUUUUGUCGAGAUUGAGACUCCAAUACUCUGUAGAUCUACACCAGAAGGUGCCCGGGACUAUUUGGUCCCCUCAAGGGUUCAGCCAGGAACAUUUUAUGCUUUGCCUCAAAGCCCGCAACUGUUCAAGCAAAUGUUAAUGGUUUCUGGUUUUGAUAAAUAUUAUCAAAUAGCUAGAUGUUUUCGGGAUGAAGAUCUGAGAGCAGACAGGCAGCCUGAAUUCACUCAGCUUGAUAUGGAACUCGCUUUCACCCCUUUGGAGGACAUGCUGAGGCUCAAUGAAGAUUUGAUUAGAAAGGUUUUUCUGGAGAUUAAAGGUGUGCAUCUACCAAACCCCUUCCCUAGGCUUACAUAUGCUGAAGCCAUGAGUCGAUAUGGUUCAGAUAGGCCUGAUCUUAGAUUUGAUCUUGAGCUUAAGGAUGUGUCUGAUAUAUUUUCAGAUUCCCCGUUCAGGGUUUUUUCAGAUACCUUGAAAAGUGGGGGGAUUAUCAAAGUGCUAUGCGUGCCCUCAGGUGCUAAAAAGUAUUCAAACACAGCUCUCAAGAAAGGUGAUAUUUACAAUGAAGCUAUACAAUCUGGAGCAAAGGGUUUGCCUUUCCUGAAGGUUUUGGAUGAUGCAGAAGUUGAGGGAAAUCCUGCUUUAGUAUCUAGUUUGGAUCCAACAAAUAAAGAGCAAUUCCUGACGCAUUGCUCCGCUAGACCAGGUGAUCUAAUCUUGUUUGCAGUAGGCCCUGACUCGUCAGUUAACAAAACUUUAGGCCGACUUAGAUUGUUUGUAGCACAUGAGCUUGGCUUGGUUGACGAUUCCAGGCAUUCAAUUAUGUGGGUGACCGAUUUCCCAAUGUUUGAGUGGAAUGACUCAGAGCAGAGGCUUGAGCCCUUGCAUCACCCCUUCACAGCCCCAAAUCCGGAAGACAUGGAAGAUCUGUCAUCUGCUCGUGCUUUAGCUUAUGACAUGGUUUACAAUGGAGUAGAGAUCGGUGGGGGAAGUUUGAGAAUCUACAAACGCGAGGUUCAGCAAAAAGUUCUGGAAAUCAUUGGCAUCUCCCCUGAAGAGGCUGAAGCGAAGUUUGGCUAUCUUCUCGAGGCGUUAGACAUGGGUGCUCCCCCACACGGGGGGAUAGCUUAUGGAUUGGAUAGAUUGGUGAUGUUGUUGGCGGGUGCCAAUUCCAUUAGGGAUGUCAUAGCUUUCCCUAAGACACAAACUGCACAAUGUGCGCUCACUAGAGCACCAUCAGAGGUCGAUCCACAGCAGCUGAAAGAUCUUUCUUUUCAGAGACAUUAAAGUCAUUCUUGUUCAUUGAUUGACAGAUGUUUUAAAUUAUUCAUGACCCAAAAAAAAAAAAAAAAGUUAUAGAUAAACAUUAAAGUUGCGGGUUUGUUGUUCCUUGACGGUGAUUGCACCAGAAUAAUUUUGUGACCCGCCUUGUGAUUUCUUUCUUAUUGUUAAUUGAAGAGAUUAAAUUGAGUGAAUAAAA